AUGAAUGCAAAUAAUACAGAAGGAAGAUAUUUGUUAAUAAUAUAUGAAAAAGUAUUUAAAAUAAUUUAUACAAAGCAUUUAAAAGGCAAUAAAGAUGAGAUCUCUAAAACCCCAUGCUUGUUUAUUUACCGAGAGACUGGGAAGUGCUCCGAAAAGUUAAUAUAUAAAGAUAGUAUUCGAAAAAACAGUAAAAAGUUUGGUACGCUAUUAAAUGAAUUAAUAGUUGAUAAUAUAAUAGGUACAAUAGAAGUCCAUAACGAAUUAUUUUUAUUUGUUUGUGAAAAAUGGAAAUUGUUAUGUAAAUUUUUUUAUUUAAAUAAAUAUAGAAAUAUAUAUAAAAUUGAAAGGGUGCAAUAUAUACCAUAUAAUAUAAAUCUCUUCUCUAUGAAUACAACAAUAAAUAAUUUCCUUAAUAUUGAUGAUAAUUCAACGAGUUUUUUUAUUAACAGUUCAAAAAAUAAUGAAGAUAUAAAUAAGAAAUUUGAAGUUGUAAAUUCGGACCAGGUGAAGGAUAUAUAUGCUAAUAUUAAAGGUUUAGAUGAAAAUCAAAAGAAUUUACAAAAUAGGAGAGGAGAUACUAACAAUGAUGGAAAAUACGAGAGUGACUCAUUAAGUACUUCAAAUAGAAUAAAUAAUAAUGAAAUAAAAUUAGACAAAUUUGAAAAUAGCGGAAUUAUAAUUGCAAAUGAAGAACCAACUAACCCUUAUCGUUUUAGUAAUGAUAUAUAUAAAAUAGACGAUCAAAAUAUAUGUAAUAAAUAUUUUAUGGAUAAAAUAAAUAAAUCUAAUGAUGAUAUAAAUAAUAAGAAUAAAAUAGAAUAUAUUGAAAAUUUAGAAAUUGUAGAAAACACUACUGAACGAAAAAUAUACGGCAAUAACUAUGAAGAUAAUCAAAAUAAUUUUAGUAAAAAAGAAGAAAAAAAUAAGAAGCUGCUAAACUUUAAUACAGCAAAAAAAUGGUUAACAAAUCAGUUUAAUAAUAAAAAUAUACUGAACAUAAUUUCAGAUAUAACGAAUUAUGACAAUAAAAAUAUGAGUGGAAUUGAAAAGGCUCCCUUGGGAGUUCAACAAGAAGGUAAUAAUGAAAACCAACUUAAUACUAACCAAACAAAUUCACAAAAAAUGAGCACAAGUACACACAUUCUUGAUGAUAAUGCAAUGUUACUUGAUCUUAUGAAUGACAAAAAUGAAUAUAAUUUAGUAAAUGAAAAUACGUGGAAUAAUAAUAUGGGAAUAGAACCAAAUGAUGCCAAUGUCAAAUGUUUUGAUAUUAAUGAGUAUGAAUAUGUAUAUGAUACUAACAAGAAAAAUGAUUUAAAUUAUGAUAAUGAAAUAAAAAAUGACAAAAAAAAAAAUGGUGAUUCGAACAUAUUGAUCGAUCUAGAUGAUGAUAAGACUCAUGAAACUUGUUUUAACGAAAAUAAGGGUGAUGAAAAAGAGCAUAAAAAUCUUAUACCCUCAUUUAAUGAUGAGGGAAAAAAUGAAAAUAUAAUCGACAAGCCAUACGAUACUAAUAGUGUUGAGGACACCCAAAAAAGUAGUGAAAAACAAAACAAAUGCAAAGGUGGUGAAAGUGUUAAAACUGUUAAUGGGGAUAUUAAAGAUUUGAUAAACACCUAUUAUUUUAAUGCUAGUAAUUAUGAUGAUAUUGACAAAAGAGAUCCAUAUUUUAUGGAUAUUAAAAGUGAAAAUACAGAACAUAUGAAAAAUGAAGAAGAUAAAUUAAUUUUAAAAAUGGAUAUCCCAAAGAUAUUAAAAAUGAUUCAAAAAAUAUUAUGUACACAUAUGUAUUAUUCAUACGAUUUUGAUCUAACUCAGUGUAUUCAAAAAAAAAGAAGAAAAAAUAUUGAAGAGAAAGAGAGGGCUCCUUUAUUACAUCAUUAUUCUUCCUUAAAUAUAAGAAAAAGUUUUUUAAAAAUAUGUGAAAAAAAGUUUAUAUGGAACUAUCAAAUGAUUAAAAAAAUAAAAAGCAGAUGUAAAAUUGAUGAUAAUUGGUUUUGCCCAGUUAUUCAAGGUUAUAUAUCUUAUACAUCUAUCGAAAUGAAUAAAAAACGUGUAGAACUAUUUUUAAUAAGUCGAAGAUCUUCGAUGUUAGGAGGUACAAGAUUUAAUAAAAGAGGUAUAAAUGAUGAUGGACAUGUAGCUAAUUUUGUUGAAUCAGAACAAAUUAUUAGAAUUGAUAAUAGAGAUAAUAUGACAUACAGAAGCCGAUUCGAUAAGGUCGAUGUGGAUAGUUAUGUUAAAAAAAAUGACGGGCCUAAAGAUAAUCAAAAUGAUGAAGUAAAAAUGAAUAAGAUAUCCAGCCCAAAAGGAAUAGAUGCAAAAAAAUAUGAAGGAAAAGAAAUUGAAAUGAAGUGUUUUAAUAAUUCCCUAAUUGAUAAUAGUAACAAUCAGGAAAUUAUCAGCAAAAGCGAUAUAAGCGAAAGGGAAAUGAAACCUGCAAGAAUGAGCAUAUGCAGAAAUAUUAUAAAUAAGCAUAUAUAUAAAAAACCUAUCGAAAUAGAUAGAAAUAAAUGUAUAAACAAUCUUUUGAAUUUUGAAAAUCGGAUUAUUUCGUUAGUUCAAAUAAGAGGUUCAAUACCAUUAUUUUGGAAACAACAUUCUAUGUCAUCCCAUGUGAAUAUUGAAAGAUCAUCGUUACUAAGUAUUAAAGCAUUUAAAGAGCAUAACAAAAAAUUAAUACAUAAUUAUGGUAAUAAUAUAUAUUAUAUAAAUUUAUUAAGUCAAAAUAAAAAUAAUGAAAAAAAAUUAACAAAAAAAUUAAUUGAAUUAAUGAAUUGUGUUAAAAAAGAUGAUACUUAUAAAGAAAAAGAUUUUCUAAAUUAUAUAGAAUAUGAUUUUCAUAUUUCAGUUAAAAAUAAAAGUUUUGAUGAUGCAAUGGAUAGUUUUAUAAAUAAUGUUUUAUUAAAACAAAUAAAAAAUGUUUCAUUUUUUGUUGAACCAGUAAAUAAUGAAAAUAGUAGGAAUCAAAAAAGUACAGAUACUUGUAGUAAACCUAAUGAAUCAUAUAUUUUUCAAGAUGGCGUUUUUCGAACGAAUUGUUUGGAUUGUUUAGAUAGAACAAAUGUUUUUCAAUACUACUAUUCUUUGUUUUUUAUUUUAUAUAUUUUAAAUGUUUCGAAAAAUGAUAAAUUCUUAAAGCCUGUUAAAAAAUCAAGUAUUAAUUUUCCAAAAAAUGCAAGUAGUAUAUUUAGUAACAAUGAAUUGGUAACUAUAUUAAGUUCAAUGGAGAUGGAUAAUUACUUGAUUGAACCAACAGACAGAAUUCCAUCAGAUAAAUUGUAUGAAUAUAACAGCAAUGCAUAUUCUUCGGGUCAUGGCUCAAGCCAAUUGAAUAGUACCAAUAAUUCUAAUUUAAGUAAUAGUGGUGUAGCUAAAAAAAAAAACAAUAACGAAAGUAGUGGCCAUAGUGCUGUUAGCUUUUUAUUAGAAAGAUUUAAUUAUAUUAGCACAGGAGGAUCAAAUAAUGAAAAUUCCAAUAAAGGAAAUGAAGAAAAUAAAAAUCAAAACAAUACAAAUUUAAGUCCUGCAAAUAUGAAUGAUACAUAUAAUGUAGCAAACCGAAUUGAUAAAGGAUAUAGAGCAGAACAAAAUGAUGAAUAUGUAUAUGUAUUAAAACAUUUAUUUAAAAAGAUGUGGGUGGAAAAUGGUGAUAUUAUAAGUACACAUUAUACGGGUACAGGUAGCGUUUUUUCGUCUCAAAUAAAUGUUGGUCGAUCAUCAAUUACUACUAAUAUUGAUCAUGCUAUUAAAUCAAUUGAAAGAUUUUAUCAAAAUAAUUUUGAAGAUAAUUUUAGGCAAGAAUGUAUAGACAUAAUUUUAUGUGUAGGUAAAUAUAGUAAUAAAAAUAAAAGAAGAAAUUAUUUAAUUGGAGGAGAUUAUAAUUAUUUAUUAAAUUAUAAUAAUUUUAUAAAUAUGGAUAAUUUUAUCAAGUUAUGUAAUAAAAAUCCAUAUUUUUCUAUUCCUCAUUUGUAUCAAAGCAUGAAUAAUAAUAAAGAUAAAAGUCAAAUUAAUGGCAUAACUGAAAAUUCGAAUAAAUCCAUUAAUAGCGAUGGUUAUAUAUCUCUAAAGGCAAAAAUAGGAGGCCUUUUAAAAAGCAAAUUUGAUAAAACUAAGAAAAAACGAAGAUUUAGAAUUCGAUUAUCUGAACGAUUAAGAAGAAAGUAUUAUUCAAAAUCGAUUAAAUCGAUUCAGAAUAGGAAUAAAGACAAAAGUGAUAGCAAUUCUAAAAGUGAUGAAAAAUGGUUAUUAAAAAAUAAUACUCCUAAAGACACUGAAUUGGGAAAAAGAAAUAAGCUUAAUGAAAAAACCAAUGGUGCAAAUAAUGUUUUAAUAAGAGAAGGAAAGAAAAAGACACAUAAAAAAAGUGCAUUAAGUAGUGGAACUAGUAUUAUUAAAAAAGAAAAUGAGCAACAUGAUGAUGAAAAGCUAAACCACACAAUUGUGAAAAAAAAUGAAAAACGUAAGAAAAAUGUAAAUCAUAGUAAUAACAAUAUAGGUGGUAAUAAUAAUAAAACAGGAAAGGAAAGAAAAAAACACAAAAGCAAUUUAAUAUAUGUAAAAAAUUUAUAUAAAAAAAGGAAUUUUAUAUAUAGUUUGAAGAAUAAAAAUAAAUUUGGAGAUUUACUAAGUCAUGAUUUGAUAAAUCAAUAUUAUAUGAAUAAUGAAGAUUCAAAAUUUACGCAAAAUCAUAUAAAAAGUAAAAAUAAAAAUUACAACUAUGAAGAAAAAAUAAUCAAAUUAUGGACAGGAACAUGGAAUUUAUGUGGAAGUGAUAUAUAUGAAUUAAAUGAUAUAUCUUCAUGGUUACAUGAAAAUAAUGAAUAUGUUGAUAUGUAUGUAUUUUGCUUUCAAGAGGUUGUUGAAUUAACUGGAUUUAGAAUUUUAAUGAACAUGAAAGAUACAUUUAGGGAAAAAAAAAUAGAACAAAAAAUUACACAAACUUUAGCAGAAAUUUCACAAAGACAAAAAGAAAUGUAUUUAAAAAGUCAAGGCCAUCAUAAUGAAAGUUAUUUUAUAGAUGAAAAUACUUCAAAAAAUGAAAACAAUACAGAAUCAAACAAGGAUUAUUUUUACGAUAGCUAUAUAAAAGAGGAUAGAAAACUUAAACAUAACGAAACAAAUGAAAACGAUAAAAAUGAUGACAAUUUAGAUAUUCUUGAUAUAUCUAAAAGUGCAUUUUUAAAUAGUUGUUUUAAUAAUUUAAAUAAGGAAAAUAACGAAGGCAAUAAUAAUGAUAAUAAUUCAUAUAAUAUGAACAAUAAUAAAAAUUAUGAAUUUCCAAAUGAUUAUAAUUUUGUCGAUAGUGAUUUGAUUUCUAAAGAGAAUAAAAGUGAUCAUGUUGGUAGCGGUAAUUUGAAAGGAGAUAAUAAUUUUCUUAAGCAUGAUGAAAAUAAUACAUUUUUAACACAAAGCUUAAAAGGAAGUGGCACAAGAUUUAGUCGUAGUGUAAAUGAAAUAUUUGAGGAUAAUUCCUCAUUAGGUUUAACCAAAGAUAUAGAUAUUUUAAACUCUGAUAAAAAUGAUAGCAAUUUUUUUAGUAAUAAUGAAAAUUUAACUAAUUAUAAGGGCUCACAAAGUAGUAGUAUAUAUACUAAUGCCCAAGGAGAAUUUGGAACAAAUAAUAAUAAGCUCGAUAAGGAAAUGAAUGUAUUUAAAAGCUAUAAACAAAAUGAUGAGGAUAUAACAAAAUCAAGUGCUAAUAGUAGGUUUGUAAAUGUCAAUCACAAUUUUGAUGAUAAUAAAAAAAUGUGUAUAAACAGAAAUAUGAAUACCAAUGAUAGUUGCAGCAAUAUAAAAAAUACAUGUAGUGGCAAAGAUUCUAGCCAAAUGGGAAAACAACAUGAUAUGAAAAAAGGUAGUAACACAAGUAGUAAUAUCAGAAAAAAUAAUGAUAUGAAACAUGAGAAGUUUGCAAAAAAUAGCCAAAAUUGUAAUAAUAACAAUAAUAAUAAAUACUUUUUUAAUCUAAAAAAAUUUAAAUAUGUAAAAUUAAAAUCAGUAUCCAUGAUAGGAUUAUUUAUCAUAAUUUUUAUUGAUGAAGGUUUAGUUGAUCAUAUAAGAGAACUUGAUGUUUGCAAAGUAAAAGUUGGGUUAAAGGGGAAUACAGGUAAUAAAGGAAGUGUAUCUGUUAAAUUUAGAUUGGGCUUUAAUUCAUUUUGCUUUAACAACGUUCAUUUGGCACCAGGACAAACUAACAUUUUUGAAAGGAAUAGUCAAAUGCAAAGUAUAUUAAGUAAUAGUUUUCAAAGCAAUAGUUUUCAAACCCAAGAAUUAAAUAAUAUAUUUAAUUUUGAUUAUUUUUUUGCUUGUGGGGACUUUAACUUUAGAAUUAAUAAAAAUCAGGAAGAAGUUUUUAAACUCAUUUCAAAUAAAAAUAUUACCCAAUUGUUGAAUUAUGACCAAUUUAUAUAUAAUAAGAUUUAUAAUAUUUUACCCUUUUGUUUAUUUUAUGAAAGCCAAAUUACAUUUAACCCAACUUACAAAUAUAAAAAAAAUUCAAACAUAUAUGAUGUUAGAAGAAUCCCAGCAUGGUGCGACCGAGUAUUGCUUAGUGGAAAAUUAAUACAGUUGUCUGAAUUGGAGAAAAAAAGAAAGGAAUUUAUAGAUACUAAAAUGAAAUGCGAGCAGGAUAGCCCAGAUAAUAAUAUAGAGAAUAGUAUUAGCAAAAUUUUGACUAACAAAGAGGUGAAUAAUGAUAACGAAAUUAAUGAUUUUUAUUAUAAUGAUAGAAUAUAUUUCAAACAUAUGAAUUAUAAGACCCAUAAUAAUUUCUUUUCAAGUGACCAUAAGCCUGUUAGUGCAAUUAUAGAAUUAAAAGUUUUUUUUGAUAAAAAAGAUAUUGAAUAUAAAUCGAAUAGUUCAUAUAGUAUUACAGGAAAUAGCGAGUUCAAUCGUUUCACCAAAAAUUCUAGCAACACAAGUAAUAGCAGUAAUAAUAAAAAUAAUAAUUUGCUAGAUUAUUUUUUCCCAAACAAUUAUGGUAUAAGCAAAUAUACUAGCUAUCCAAUAUCACAAAUUUUAAAUUACUCUAAUAAUAAUAAUAAUAACAGUAAUAAUAAUAGUAAUAAUGAUAGCAAAUCAAAAAGUGAGGUGAAUGAAAAUAGUUUUCAACAAACUCCUAUUUCCAAAACCGAUCCAAUUGACGAAUAUACCAUUUUCAAAUAA
Plasmodium vinckei vinckei is the source of this 7167-nucleotide messenger RNA. RefSeq names its product inositol-phosphate phosphatase, putative. Gene Ontology annotation, biological process: phosphatidylinositol dephosphorylation. The transcript is spliced from 2 exons. Lineage: Eukaryota; Apicomplexa; Aconoidasida; Haemosporida; Plasmodiidae. The record is from RefSeq and is a predicted model, not a curated record. Gene Ontology annotation, molecular function: phosphatase activity. Bases 1 to 7167 code for a protein of 2388 amino acids.